CCCUCCUCCCCUCGCUCCUUAAACGGGAUUCCGGCUGGGCGAGCCGCCGGACGGCAUCACCGGGCAUCCCGCGGCGCGGAGCCCCGGAGGCUCUGGCAGGUCCCCGCUGUCCCUCCCCGCACACACACGCUCAGCCCGGCCCGGAAAGCAGGAAAAAAAAAAAAAAAGAAAUAUUACAAGGUUCCCCCCUUUCCCUGGACCUCCUCGCCCGUGACUCUCGAGUGGAAAAAAAAAAAAAAAUCGCCCGCAGGGGCGAAGGGGGGGAGGUUGUUAAAAAGCCGGUGAAGGGGCAGAGCCGCUCCGUGGGGAGGGCACCCCCAGGCAGCCCCAGCCACCCCGGGGAGGGGGGGAUGAGGUAGAGGCCGGCGGCGGAGCGCCCGCCGGGCGCCGUGGCCGCGGAGGGCAUGAGGCGGCGAGCGGCGGGGAUGGGCUCCGGAGCGCGGUGUUAGAGCCCGGCAGCAGCGGCAGCCGAGGUCUGAGAGGACUGUAGCCUGUGCGAUACGGCGGGAUCUGGUUUUCAAAAUGGAAUUGCAGCUGGCGCUCCUUUUCGCAGGGAUAAUUGCAUUUUCGGACUCGGCGAGAGGUCCCCCAAGGAUCUCCGAUAAAGUGAUUCACCGCCAGUCCGUGAGGCUGGGCAGGACCAUCAAGCUCCUGUGCCCGGUGGAAGGCGACCCCCCGCCCCUCACCAUGUGGAUGAAGGACGGACGGACCAUCCACAGCGGCUGGACGAGGUUCCGAAUCCUCCAGCAGGGGCUGAAAAUCAAGGAGGUGGAGAGCGAAGAUGCGGGGACCUACAUCUGCAAAGCCACCAACGGCUUCGGCAGCACCAACGUGAACUACACCCUCAUCGUCAUUGAUGAUGCCAGCUCAGGAAAGGACAGCCAGGUGCCUGAAGGCUCCAAUGGAGAGUAUGAAGAUCAUUCUGGGAAGCAGUGGGCCCGGCCCAGGUUCACUCAGCCGGCCAAGAUGAGGCGGAGAGUGAUCGCCCGCCCCGUCGGCAGCUCCAUCCGCCUCAAGUGCGUGGCCAGCGGCAACCCCAGGCCUGACAUCACCUGGCUGAAGGACAACAAGCCCCUCACUCCCCAGGAGAUUGGGGAGAACAAGAAGAAGAAGUGGACGUUGAACCUGAAGAACCUGAAGCCAGAGGACAGCGGGAAGUACACCUGCCGGGUGUUUAACAAAGUUGGAGAAAUCAAUGCGACGUACAAGGUCGAAGUGAUCCAGAGGACGAGGUCCAAGCCCAUCCUGACAGGGACACACCCCGUCAACACCACGGUGGACUAUGGUGGGACCACAUCCUUCCAGUGCAAAGUCCGCAGCGACGUCAAGCCCGUCAUCCAGUGGCUGAAGAGGGUGGAGUACGGCACGGAGAGCAAGUACAACUCCACCAUCGAUGUCGGGGGGCAGAAGUUCGUCGUGCUGCCCACAGGGGAGGUCUGGUCCCGCCCAGAUGGUUCCUACCUGAACAAACUGAUGAUUACUCGAGCCAAGGAGGAGGAUGCAGGGAUGUACAUCUGCCUCGGGGCAAACACCAUGGGCUACAGCUUCCGGAGUGCUUUUCUCACAGUCCUGCCAGAUCCCAAGCCUCCCAGUGCACCUGUGCCCCCUUCCUCAGCCAGCAGCCUGCCCUGGCCCGUGAUCAUCGGCAUCCCCGCCGGAGCCGUCUUCAUCUUCGGGACCAUCCUGCUGUGGCUGUGCCAGUCCAAGAAGAAGCCCUGCUCCCCGCCGGCCGCCGCCCCCGCGCACCGGCCGCCGCCCCGCGACAGGAUCUGCGUCUCCCAGCUCCCCGACAAAGACUGCAUCUCCUCCAUUAACUACGAGGAAUACGUGGCCCAGCAGCAGCAUUUACUGUCCCAGGGGCCCGCCCUGGCCCCUGCCAUGGCCUCCAAAAUGUACCCAAAGAUUUACACGGAUAUCCACACCCACACCCACUCGCACGUGGAAGGCAAAGUCCACCAGCACCAGCACAUUCAGUACCAGUGCUAAGGGUGGGCCCCGUGUCCAGUGGCUCGUUUGGGCUUUUUCUCGUGGUACCUCAGCAGAGACUGCUCCGAGUCAGCUCGCACUGCCAAGCAACAGGCAAAGCAGACAGAGAAAGGUUAUAUAUAUAUAUAUAAAAUUUUAAAUAUAUAUAUACAUAUAUAUAUAAUUGUAUAUGCGUGUGUGUAUGUGUGUGUAUAUAUAUGUGUAUAUAUCUAUAUCUAUCUAUAUAAAUAUAUAUAUAAUAGAGAAAGACAGAGAGAGAAAAGAGGUUUUUUUUUUUUUUUAAUUAUUGCAAUCAGGAUGUAGCUGAGGAAUAAUGAAGGAACUCCAAUUCUGUCUCCAGCAGCAGAGCCUUCCUGGAUAUUUUAAUCAAAGUGGCCAUAAGUGAGAUGGGAGAGAGGGGGAUGAACCACCACCUCCUUCCUUGUGUUACUGAAAGGAGCAGGUAGAGCAAGAGGUGUGUGUGGUACUUUUCUGGAUGAGCCUGGAUGUCUGCUGGGCAUCACUUGUUUUGGUGGGAAGCCCCCAGACCUGUCCUGCUCUGAGUGACUCGAGCUCUAACGUACUUGAGGUUUAGUGCCAAAGCACCAGGAGACGUAACCCGUUCAUCUCUUCCAGGGAAAGAAAAUAACACAAGAAGGUCUGGAAAAACCAAUUUCUGUUCACAAGGUGAAAUUCCACGUGCUUCUAAGUUGUGGUCAGCAUGAUCAGCUACCCAAGCUGGCUGGUUCAGUUUCAGCCAAGGUGAAGGCAUCUUGUUUCCCAUGGGAUGUUCUGCUGAUCAGCUCUGCUCCCCUGGUCCUAGGACUCAGUGCCACUGCCAGGAAAAAGGAAAGAAGGAAAGAGGAACGUUGUACAGAACAUCUUUAUAUUUAUAUUUAAGAAAUAAUAAUAAUUAAUAAUAAUAAUUGAACUGCUGAUGGUGAAGAAGGCAAAACACAUUGUCCUUCUCUGAUGGCUUAGAGUGGCAAGCUACUGGAUUUUCUGCAUCAAUGCAAAAUACAUGAAAGCAUUAGAAAAAAUAGUAAGAAGCAAAGAGAGUGAAAUAAUCUUGUAGGAAAAAAUUGCAUUUGAGAAAUAUCCACCUAGGUUGUGUGUGGUUGUCCCCUCCCCUCAGAUAUCACUUCAUAAGUGAUAAAACAUUGCAGUUCAAACAACAGUAAAAACAGAAAGAAGAGAAAAUAAAUAAGGACCAUAUUAAAUACCUAUAUGGACUGGUAAUGAAUCCAAUUGCAAAAUAUAAACCCUUUGUAAUUCUAUGUAGAGUUUAAACAGAAGUCAUGUAUAUUUAAUUUAUUUUGUUAAACAAGAAAAAAAAUGUACGAUAUUUUCCUCAAAACAGGCAUUUCUAUAUGUAUUUUUGAUCAAAGAAAAUAAAGAAUUUUUUUUUCAGGUUCUGUAGAUGCCAUGCUCAGAACACACUUGAUGUAGCUUGUGACCAACUGUGCUUCUCCUAACCUGGAGGCCACCUGUCUCUAUGCCUUUUCACACUAGCCAGGUGUCAUCUCCUGUCACCUCAGGUGCUGCUGGUGCCAUCCUGUCCAUCAGAAACUGACCUUUUCCACUGUCUGUAUUCUGACUGUGAGGAUCUGCAGCAGCCAGAUCACUCCUCAUGGGCCCCAGCCAUCUUCAGUAGCAGAGUUCUUCUCUCACAGGGAAAUUGUUUCACUGUGCAUUUCUGGGGGGCGUAUGGGGAGGAUGAUUUGUUAGUUUUUUAAACCCAGACCUGCAGAGUUUUGUUGGCUUGGGGUUUUGUUUGUUUGUUUGUUUGGAUUUUUUAAAGAAAAUUUUGUAAAUCAAACCAUAAUAGCUUGUGGGGCUGUAAAAGGAACUUUGGCCUGAGGGUGCUUGGAAGGGGAAAUGAUGAAAUGUAGGUGAAAUACUUAAUUUGUAACUGCAGCUGCUUUAGGAGCCAGGGAAGGGUGAGCUGGGGACAGUGAGGAGACAACACAGGAGCUGCUCCCCUUCAGGGGGGCUUGAACCUUCCUUCUGCUGAACACCAUGGAAAGGCACCCAGCCCUUCAGGGGCCAAAAUCUUCUUUGAAGAAGGUGGGUUCAGCAAUGAUGCAACUGUUUCUCUUCUUUUCAUUUAGAGUUUGCUGGUUUAAGAAAAAAAAAAAAAGAAAAAAAAAAAAGAAAAUUUGAAACAUGCUAAUUUUUAAGUUUAAAAUUACUUCCUUCUCAAGCUUGUUCCAUGAAAGAGAUCCUCACCAAACCAGUUGCUCCAUUUAAAAGUGAAACACUUUAUUUAAUCUGAAACAAAGCCGUGCUUUAGGCUUUGCUUUUCUCUGAACAUUUCUGGAGGUAUUUGCUCUGUGUUGACCCACAGUGAUUUUUUCUGGUGGUUUGUUUGAAUCGCCAGCAAACCAAACAGUUCCCUGUUUGCUCAGCCGUGGUGCUGCGAGAUGGGGCCCCAGUUUAGUGAAACACGUCAGCCCCUGCUUUCUUCACCAAUACAUUCUGCUCCAAAAAGUCCCUUUCUUGCCUUAGGAGUAGGUUAUCCAUGUAAUAAACCCUAGAGGAAGACCAUCCCUCGUGAUGCUCCUCCUGUAGAGGUUGUAAUAAAGCAACCCAUUGAUAACUUGUAUUAUUCAGCAGGAGGGUUCAGCACAAAUUUAGAGCUGAGAGGAGCUUAAGUGAGGCAUAUAAGGCAUGGAUAUAAGGCAUGAUUUAGGCAGGAGUUCUUAAUGGCUGUAGUAUACUGAGUCAUUUCACUAGAAAAAAAAAAGCAAAAAAAAAAAAAAGCAAAAAAAAAAGCCUUUAUACACUAAGGGCAUCGCCUUCAUUUCAAGGUGACACUAAGCGUGUAUUUCCAUGAGAGAUACUAAAGUGUCUACAUCUCAUAUCUUGUGCCUGUGGGAAGCUACUUACUACACCAUAGUAUGUCCCAGACUCCUGCACAUUCCAGCUGCAUCAGGGGCAUGGCAAAGGACAGGAUUCCCCUGUAAGCCCGUGGCCUUCUCUGCUCUCUGGGCCAGUGUUGCAGCAAGGAGACACUUCUGACCCACGCUCUGUGAGCAGUACUGACACCAGCUUCAGAGGCAGAGGUGAACGCUGGGUUCAUGGGGUUCAGCCCUAAGCAAACGCUGAUUUUCUAACGGCAGCAGUUCAAGUGGCAGCUCUGUCUCUGAGCCUCAGGGAGAGGGUUAGUGGGUUAAGAGAAGCACUCCUGCAUUUCCCAUACAGCACAGAGUUCCAGGCUGUGCCUAGCACUCUCCACCGGUGCCUUCUGCUCUUUGUGACCCACCCCCACAGUGCUGUAUCAUGCAGGCAAAACCUUGACAUUUUGUCAGAUGGUUCAAGUGGGAGGAGAGGCUUCUUCCUAUCCUUCAAAGCUCCUGAAUCAAAGAUAAAUCUCUAGUGCUGCUGACAGAGCUCUCCAAAGGCAAAUGUUGCAUUAAACUACCCAGCAUGGAUGAUGCAUCAGCCCAGGGCACUCUCAGCUGUGGUACUGAAAAGGAAGCUCUGGUUUUGGAUGCACCGUGAGAGAUGCACCGUGAGAGAUGCUAUAAAGAAAGCAUGGGGAUUUCAUCCUGCCUUGGGUAUCUGCUCCAUCCUGACCACCAAAAAUGGCAUGAAAUUUUCCCCCAGGGAAAUACCAUCACAUGCCCUGUUUAGGAGGGGCUGUGUGUUUUGUCUGGACCUUGUGCUGGCUUGCUGUGCCUGAGUGGGUUUCACAUUUUUGAGGAAUUAAAUUUCCUUCACAAGGUAUCUAUCUCUCAAGACUUUCUCGAGUCACUCUGUCCCAAGCUCUACUGCAUGCCAUUGAAUUUUAGGGCUUGAUUGUGCCUUGCAUAUAUUGCAAAAUCUUCUGUAGUUUAAUUAAAUUCAGCCAGGUCAUACUUGUGUAUGAAUGUGUUUUUUAUUCAGUGGGAAAAGAUUUGGAUGCAUCUUCAUUCCUAAACAGAGGGUGUUCAAAGAAAACCAUUGUCUUUUUUGUGGUAACUGACCCCAUGUUGAACACAGAAGAUUUUUUAUUUUAUGUAUUUGUAUACAUAUGCAUAUAGGCAUAUAGAUAUACAUGCCAGACUGUGAUACAGAAGGCAGUUGUACUUUUAAAACCACAGAGCUUCAAAGAUCAAAGGAAUUUUAGGCUUAAAACUCACUAUCUUUGUUAAUUUUAUUUGCAUUACAGAUCAAACAUGACUUUACCAACCAGUUUGUGUGUGGCAUUUUUUAACUUUGUAUGGACAAUCAUUCUGUGGUCGGCCCCUUUCGAACUGAAAACUUAUCAGACAUUGAAGAUAAAAAGUGUUCUGUGGUUUUCAUUUGGUGACAAAUACAAUAACUGAACACAUCAAAGGAGACAGAAUGUCAGUGUGUCUGUGGCUUUGUAAUAAAAGUUGCA
Messenger RNA from Hirundo rustica (Barn swallow), 6331 nucleotides. It is a transcript of the gene FGFRL1, whose product is annotated as fibroblast growth factor receptor like 1. Gene Ontology annotation, molecular function: fibroblast growth factor receptor activity; fibroblast growth factor binding. The coding region runs from base 523 to 1986 and encodes 487 amino acids. Gene Ontology annotation, cellular component: plasma membrane. The transcript has 7 exons. Lineage: Eukaryota; Metazoa; Chordata; Aves; Passeriformes; Hirundinidae. The record is from RefSeq and is a predicted model, not a curated record.